Tarenaya hassleriana is the source of this 959-nucleotide messenger RNA. RefSeq lists its product as uncharacterized. The record is from RefSeq and is a predicted model, not a curated record. The coding region runs from base 180 to 959 and encodes 259 amino acids. The transcript has 4 exons. Lineage: Eukaryota; Viridiplantae; Streptophyta; Magnoliopsida; Brassicales; Cleomaceae.
UUUUCGAAACGCGGGUCGAGGGAACGGGAUCGGAAUUUUGGAAAAUUUCCUUACGGUUCCCGCCUCGACGAAAUCAAGAACCCUAAUUUCCUCACUCUCACUGCAAGUAUUCUAAUCUCCACCAAUCUACCGUUCAGAUCCUGCAGAAUUGGCCACCGACGGAUGCCUUUGAUCCCUAGAUGACCGGAGAUAGCUGCGAAGUAGGUUCCAAGGAAGCCCGCCCUGCUUUGUGUGAUAUGACUAAUCUUCCAAGCAAAAGGGGAAUUUCUUCGAUGUUGGGUGAUUAUCUAUUGAAAUCUGGAGAUGAGUCUGGUAAGAAUGUCGUGCGUGAAGAUCAGGGGGUAAAGUUUUCAAAGAGGUUAUGUUUAGUUGUAGAGGAUUUGGUUAAGGAGAAUUCUAGGGGUAGUGAUAGCAAAGCUGGGUCCUCUUCUUUUGAAGAUAAGAGCAGUUCUGGUGGCUCUCCCUUAAAUGGUGGUUCUGUAAAUAUUGAACUUGUUGCUGGAAAAGAUCCUGGGGAUUCUAAGGAUGCAUCAAAUGCGUUAGAUGUGGCUGGUGUUCAAUCUUUCAAAGGUGAUUCUGAUGAUGCUGCAGUAGAAAUUACAGGUGGUGAUGGUCAUGAAUUGAAGGAGAGCUGCAUAUCUAGUAGUUCUGUGCAGGUGUCUUUAGAAAAUGUUGAGAAGAAAGAUCAUGGGCAGGCAUCAAAUGUGGCCUCUAAUGCAAAAAAAUGUUCAGAGGGAGAGGGGUUGCCUAAUUCCCAGAACUGCAGAUCAUUUGAAAUGAGUAGAUGUUCAACCGUCGACAGGAUGGAGCAUGUGAAUCACAAUAUGGGAACUGACAUGUUAAAAUCUUGCACCUGUUCGUUUUGCCUGAAAGCUGCAUAUAUCUGGUCGGAUCUUCAUUACCAGGAUAUCAAAGGCAGGUUAUCUGUGUUGAAGAAGAGUCAGAAAGAAGAAAACUAA